CCUCCACAAGCGUAGUCGACUGCAAUGCUUAAGACAGUCAGACGUAGGUCGCCCAGGCAAUUACUUCGCGCCAGGAUUUCGCAAACGGUUCCUCGCCCAGCUGGAGUCGCGAGGCCUCGGUUGUCGUCGAGAGUCCAAUCACGCGUGCCGGCGUCGCCACCUACAGCGGCCUCGCCUCUUGAACCCGUAUACGUUUCGCUUAGCGCACCUUUUAAGCCCAAGCGCACAGAUCCCGAUCCACAAGAAACGCUGGUUGCUUUGGACCCCACUAUCUUCAAUCACCCAAUUCGACGUGAUGUCCUCCAUCUCUGUGUCGUGCAAUAUCGUGAUUCCCUCCGCCAAGGCUCCGCAAAUACCAAAACUCGUGGCGAAGUUCGUGGCUCGGGCAGGAAGAUUCGUCCUCAAAAGGGCACUGGAAAAGCACGUCUUGGGGAUGCCCAGAGUCCUAUGCUCAGAGGUGGAGGUAUCGCGUUCGGUCCCAAGCCUCGCGAUUUCAGUACCAAGCUGCCCAGGAAAGUCAUUCAGAUGGGCAUGCGGGUUGCGCUCAGCGCAAAAGUCAAGGAACAGCAGUUUGGUGUCAUGUUCAGUAUGGACUGGCCAGAACCCAAGACGAAGACCCUUGCCAAGAGACUGGAGGAUCUCGGUCUGGAUCAGACGUUGUUUGUCACCGGAGAGGAGGAGAUUCCUGUAACUUUGGAAAGAGCCAUUCGAAACAUCCCAAAGGUGAAGCUGACGACAUCAAAUGCGCUGACCGUUCACGAGUUGCUCAAAUGGCGACGCAUAAUGCUCGACGCCAAAGCGGUGGACUUUUUUGAACGGACAUUGUCACGAAUUCCCCCUACUGCAGCGCACUAAUACAUUUUGUUUCGUUCGUUCCGGACCAAAAUGUUUACCAAGAAAUAAGGUUACAUAAGUAGGCAUCACUAUACUACAUAUAUGUAGCAGGAGGAUCCUCACCAUAAAACUCGUCUUCGGAUUCAAAUGCAUCAUACUCUUCUUCACCCCAUUCCUCAUACUCAGGCUCCCAUUCAUGCACAUCUUCGUCCAUCUCCUCCUCAUCCUGGUCCCCGAAAAGGUGGUCAUCUAUCAUAUCACCCAUUGAUUGUAUCAGACCAGCUGAGCCAUCACUCUCUGCAACGCAAAUGCGCACAUCCUGGAUAAAUGACUGGAUGGCUUUAGAAAAUUCUUCGGAAUGCGCUUGUUCGACUUCAAGUGUGAAACGAGGACAUCCGGCUGCAACACGACGCUCAGCGAGCUGUAGUAGCUGGAACGCGCUCUGCGUGUAUUCUCCUUCCGUAGAAAAGAAGACAGAGGAUAGAUGAGGAAAAGAGGAGAAUGAAGAUGACGGGG
Guyanagaster necrorhizus is the source of this 1350-nucleotide messenger RNA. Its product is annotated as ribosomal protein L4. Lineage: Eukaryota; Fungi; Basidiomycota; Agaricomycetes; Agaricales; Physalacriaceae. Bases 25 to 855 code for a protein of 276 amino acids. Gene Ontology annotation, biological process: translation. The record is from RefSeq and is a predicted model, not a curated record. Gene Ontology annotation, molecular function: structural constituent of ribosome. The transcript is spliced from 3 exons. Gene Ontology annotation, cellular component: ribosome.